Vitrella brassicaformis is the source of this 779-nucleotide messenger RNA. Lineage: Eukaryota; Vitrellaceae. The record is from the annotation of a GenBank genome assembly.
UCAAAGGUAGGUGUCGGUGGCCAAUGAGGUCGACUCGUCGCUGCCAAUGCGCCGUCUCGACUUCAAGGCACCACGCGCUCGGUCAAAGCCGCUCGCUGCAGCCGUGACACGACAAGGUGGAAAUGACCACAAUGCACUGUCUUGAAGAAUACGUAUGUGUAUAUCUGCGCGGUUACCAAUGAGGGGCACAGCAGUGAGCCAGACGAGUGGCAGCCCCAACCAGAUGGCGUGUCGAUAGACCACGCAUUUGUCACCCACGUAAGGCCUCAGCAGACACUCCCACACCUGAUAGCUUUGCGCGAUGCCGCCAUCCCAGGCGAAGAAGCUGCCGAGCAGCGAGGAUAUCUGGUCGCCCCAGAUGGACGACUUGUCAAACGCGAGAAAGGCCAAACCGCACACCUGCACACACACACCCCACCAGCAACAACAGAGGUGAUGAGAGGCGAGUGCGUGUUCUUCUGCAUCUCUCAACGUACAGCGGUGAUGUGCGAGAGUUCGAUUUUGGUCAAUUGAGAGGGCACCUCAGCGCGCAGAGACGAAGCCGCCCUGCACAGACAGACAGACACACACACACACACAAGCAACACGAAAAGCGAUCGAGUUAAAGCCUUGGAUGGAAGAUGGACCUCUCGGCGAGUAGGGUGAGUAUGAAGAUGGCCAUAAGAGUGGCGACCACGAGCAGCACAUUGACCAGCACAAUCUGCCAUCUGCGCACGCACGUGUGGACUUGGAGUGUGCGUAUCUCAUGAAUAUCUCUGUGCGCACACCUGCGCACGCAC